Messenger RNA from Pipistrellus nathusii (Nathusius's pipistrelle), 1005 nucleotides. The record is from the annotation of a GenBank genome assembly. NCBI's taxonomy places the organism in Eukaryota, Metazoa, Chordata, Mammalia, Chiroptera, Vespertilionidae.
AUGGCGACUCUUAAGGAAAAACUGAUUGCACCAGUUGCCAAGGAAGAGGCAGCAAUCCCAAACAACAAGAUCACUGUCGUGGGUGUUGGACAAGUGGGUAUGGCGUGUGCCAUCAGCAUUCUGGGAAAGUCUCUGGCUGAUGAGCUGGCCCUGGUGGAUGUGUUGGAAGAUAAACUCAAAGGAGAAAUGAUGGAUCUGCAGCAUGGAAGCUUAUUUCUUCAGACACCUAAAAUUGUGGCAGAUAAAGACUACUCUGUGACCGCCAAUUCUAAGAUCGUGGUGGUCACUGCUGGAGUCCGCCAGCAAGAGGGAGAGAGUCGUCUCAACCUGGUGCAGAGGAACGUCAAUGUCUUCAAGUUCAUUAUUCCUCAGAUCGUCAAGUACAGCCCUAAUUGCAUCAUCAUUGUGGUUUCUAACCCAGUGGAUAUUCUCACAUAUGUCACCUGGAAACUAAGUGGAUUACCCAAGCACCGUGUGAUUGGAAGUGGAUGUAACCUGGAUUCUGCUAGAUUUCGCUACCUUAUGGCUGAAAAACUUGGCAUUCAUCCUAGCAGCUGUCAUGGAUGGAUUCUGGGAGAACAUGGCGACUCAAGUGUGGCUGUGUGGAGUGGAGUGAAUGUGGCAGGUGUCUCUCUCCAGGAACUGAAUCCAGCAAUGGGAACGGACAAUGAUAGUGAAAAUUGGAAGGAAGUGCAUAAGAUGGUGGUUGAAAGUGCCUAUGAAGUCAUCAAGUUAAAAGGAUAUACCAACUGGGCUAUUGGAUUAAGUGUGGCUGAUCUCAUUGAAUCCAUGUUUAAAAAUUUAUCCAGGAUUCAUCCAGUAUCAACGAUGGUGAAGGGGAUGUAUGGCAUUGAGAAUGAAGUCUUCCUGAGCCUCCCAUGUAUCCUGAACGCUCGGGGACUAACCAGUGUUAUCAACCAGAAACUGAAGGAUGAUGAGGUUGCUCAACUCAAGAAAAGUGCAGACACCCUCUGGAACAUCCAGAAGGACCUCAAAGACCUGUGA